AUUCUCUAAGUGUUGGUCGGAAGGGAUCGGUGUGGCUGUGCGGGAUCGCGCAGGAUCCAGAGCAAAGGGUGUCUCCAUGAACAACCUGAAUGACCCCCCAGGAUGGAACAUCAGGCCGGAUCAGCGAGAGGGAGGAGAUGGUAAUAAGUGGAAUUAUGCCCUCCUGGUGCCAAUGCUCGGCUUGGCUGCCUUUCGGUGGAUCUGGACCAGGGAGUCUCAGAGGCAAAUCCAGGAGGUGAAAGAGCGCUAUGACAAAGACAUGAAAUCGAUCACGGCGGACCUCGAAGGGAAGUACAGGGAGACCCUGAUCGAGAACCGGAGGACAGCGGCGCACCUGGAGCUGGAGCUGGAGAAAGAGCGCCACCGUGUCCGAGGCUACCGUCAGGCCCUGGUCUCCCAGAGCCAGCAGCUGCUGGAGGAGCGCAAGCAGCUCCAGCGAGACCGAGAGGCUCUGGAGACGGAGAAGGCCCGGCUCCUGAGGUCCGGCGUGGCAGCGGGGCUCUUCCGCAGCGUGCUGGAGAAGGAGAACGACUGGGAGCUGAGGGCCAUGACUGUCCUCAAGGAGUUCGAGGUCGAGCUGGUGGAGAGGCAGAGCGCCUACUGCAGCGUCCUCCUACCCCGAGACCGACGGCUGGAGAUGGAGAAGAACCUCCUGAUCAAAGCUGCCAAGGAGCCGCUGGCCGCCGAACUGAACAUGGAGGCCGACCUCGAGGACAUUUUCAAAAACGACCGGCACUGCGCAGACCUGAUGAACGUGGACAAGCGUAAGAACGGCAGCUUGAUGUGGCUGUACCUGAGGUACUGGCAGCUGCAGGUUACCCUACGGAAGCACAAGAGGGCUGAAGAGGCUCUGCUGAAAGCCCAGCCCCACCUGAGGUGAACUCACCGGCGCAGCAGGGAGAGCUCAGCGACGAGGGCUCAACCUCGGGCUGCUCCGGGAGUCGACGCAUCCAACCCGACGACGCUAAAAACGGAACCCGGAAAAGAAGCCAUUGCGAUGGACGUGAGAAGACCUUGAUAUUUUUUUCAUAGGAACGUCGUGUCAUGUAUUCCUGUGAAAUGUUAAGUGACGCUUUACCGUGACAGUGACCUGUUGUCAUUCAUUUGUAAACAAAGAUAAAGAUGCACUUAAUGUACUUGCACUGGAUGAUCUAUGUAUUUAGACAGAUUAAAAUUUCACAGCUCAGAAUCCAACCUCAGUUCAGAUUUUAUUGAUUUAUCAUAAAUGGCAGUGGCACGUAAGGCCCAAUCACGGCCGAAACUAGAUGGUACCAGUGUUGUAUUCCAAGAGAACACCGCGGAUUAUCAGUUCAUUACACUCAGCAUUAGCGAUGAUUUUUAUGAUGGCUGUAUACCUGUUCAGCUGUAAAUUAUAAAUAUAUUCCCUG
Messenger RNA from Scleropages formosus (Asian bonytongue), 1388 nucleotides. RefSeq names its product coiled-coil domain containing 127a (gene ccdc127a). The record is from RefSeq and is a predicted model, not a curated record. Lineage: Eukaryota; Metazoa; Chordata; Actinopteri; Osteoglossiformes; Osteoglossidae. The transcript has 3 exons. The coding region runs from base 77 to 880 and encodes 267 amino acids.